Molecule: messenger RNA, 3125 nt
Organism: Nycticebus coucang (slow loris)
Lineage: Eukaryota; Metazoa; Chordata; Mammalia; Primates; Lorisidae
Gene: KICS2
Product: KICSTOR subunit 2
Exons: 3
Coding region: 1-1338 (445 amino acids)
Biological process (GO): cellular response to glucose starvation; negative regulation of TORC1 signaling; cellular response to amino acid starvation
Cellular component (GO): KICSTOR complex
Source: RefSeq, a predicted model, not a curated record
AUGGGGGAGUCUAUCCCGCUGGCCGCGCCGGUGCCGGUGGAGCAGGCGGUGCUGGAGACAUUCUUCUCUCAUCUGGGCAUCUUCUCCUACGACAAGGCCAAGGACAAUGUGGAGAAAGAACGAGAGGCCAACAAGAGCGCGGGGGGCAGCUGGCUGUCGCUGCUGGCGGCCUUGGCACACCUGGCCGCGGCCGAGAAGGUCUAUCACAGCCUCACCUACCUGGGGCAGAGACUAGGGGGCCAAUCUUUCUUCAGCAGAAAGGACUCCAUCCGCACCAUCUACACUUCCCUGCACAAUGAACUGAAGAAGGUGGCAGCUGGCCGCGGGGCCCCGGGCGGGGCUGCCCCCCACGUGGAGGAGCUCCUCUCCCACCUGGCUGAGCAGCUGUGCUUCUUUGUCCAGGCCCGGAUGGAGAUUGCGGACUUCUACGAGAAGAUGUACACCCUCAGCUCCCAGAAGUACAUCAACGCAGAGGAGCUGGUUGGCCUCUUGGACACUGUCCUCAGGAAAUACAGCUCUAGAUUUCACCACCCAAUCCUCAGUCCUUUGGAAAGCAGUUUCCAGCUGGAAGUCGAUGUCCUGAGUCACCUGCUAAAGGCCCAGGCCCAGGUGUCUGAGUGGAAGUUCCUCCCCUCCCUGGUCAACUUACACAGUGCUCACACCAAGCUGCAGACCUGGGGCCAGAUCUUCGAGAAGCAGCGGGAGACCAAGAAGCACCUGUUUGGGGGCCAGUCUCAGAAGACGGUGCAGCCUCCACACCUGUUCCUGUGGCUCUUGAGACUCAAAAGCAUGCUUCUGGCCAAGUUCAGCUUCUAUUUUCACGAGGCGCUGAGCCGGCAGACGACUGCGUCGGAAAUGAAGACGCUGACUGCGAAAGCCAACCCAGACCUGUUCGGAAAGAUCUCCAGCUUUAUCAGGAAAUACGAUGCUGCCAAUGUGUCCUUAAUUUUCGACAACCGAGGUUCUGAGAGCUUUCAAGGUCAUGGCUAUCACCACCCCCACUCCUACAGAGAGGCCCCCAAGGGCGUGGACCAGUAUCCAGCUGUGGUUUCUCUGCCCAGCGACAGGCCGGUCCUGCACUGGCCCAACGUCAUCAUGAUCAUGACGGAUCGCACUUCCGACCUGAAUAGCUUGGAGAAGGUGGUCCACUUCUACGAUGACAAAGUCCAGAGCACCUACUUCCUAACCCGCCCAGAACCUCACUUUACCAUUGUUGUCAUUUUUGAGUCAAAGAAAUCGGAGAGGGACUCGCAUUUCAUCUCCUUCCUCAACGAGCUCUCCCUGGCCCUGAAGAGCCCUAAAGUGUUUGCAGGUCUGAAACCUGGAUCCAAAGGGUAGCAGGUGAUUUGGGUGAAGGAGUUCCCAGACUAGAAACUUGUUAAUCACUCUGAUGAUGUCAGUCAUCUGUGAUUAAAGUCUAUGUGCACUCACCAGCUUUUAGAGCUAAAUUAAAGACACGUCCUCCUGAAUCGUGUUGCACACUUUAUAAGCCAUUAGGCAAAUUGAAUGAAGUAUCCAAAGAGUAAUCUCAGAAGUGGUCAUGGGCUUCUAUGCACCUCCGUGGAGUUUCAGUAUUUUCUCCUAUUUUCCUAUAGUUCAUGUAGAUUGAAUAUUUAUUGGCCCUUGAUUUUUCUGUCCAGAUGUUUUUUAUUCUGAACAUUGUGUUCUAAUGUAAUUCCAAACACCCUCUCUCUUCCUCCUUCCUGGAAGAGUAAUUGGGAUAAGUUAUUAAAUGGCCUUUUUAGAAUUCAGGAUUGCAUGUUUUCUAUCUCAUAAAUUAACAAAUUAACAUGGAGUUAUUUUAUGAUUCUGACCUACAAAGUAAUGUUUUUGAUGCCAAAAUUAGGGUCUUGGUAAAUGUUUUUAUCAGUUACUGAAAUUGAAGGUGGAUCAGAUUGGUGGCAUAACACCAGGUUGUAACAGUUCAGGAGAUCAUCGUGGAAAGUAACAGCCAUGGGCUCUUGUGGGAUGAUCAGCACGCCUAACUGCACUUGGUUUGACCUUUAUAAAGUUUGAAUUUCUUACAGUGUUUUAAAGUCAGCAUAAGCCUGUGGGGUCUGUCCAUCCACCAGGGAAUCACCUGCCUGGCUCUGUGUUCAUCACUUUCUGCUGGGAAACAUGUCAGAGUGUGGCUUUACUCCCUCGUUAUUUUGGGCGGUUAUUACAAGCACGCAGUCAAGUUUUUUUCAGCCACUUUUCCAUGGUUGUGUCAUGAGCUUCAUAAAAUCAAAAUGAAAGUCUUGAUACCUCCUACUUGCUAAAAAUCAAGCGUGCAUUUAAAAGACCUCUUUGUGUCAAGCAGUCAGCUCAGUACUAAGGCACUUCGGAACUCGUGGUUCAUGCCUGCCACCCACACACUGUCUAGAAACAGCGCUGUACCCCAGUGUUGCUGCCCUGUCCCCAUCCUCUGGGCUAUUCAGGGGAAGUAGGUGGGUCAGUGAGGGCAGAAUGGGCUGUGGACACCUUCCCUUGCAGGUUACUGAUUCAGAACAAAAAGAAGCCACGAAGAGUAAUUGAGUUGUUUGUAUCUUUUAGUUCCUGCCAAGCUUGUGUAAAGUGCAGUGGUCAGAAGGGUCCUGUUUCUUGUGGUGAUGCGGACCUGCUGUUGUGCAGGCGUCCCCGGCAGGUGCCAGCAGCAGCAGCAGAGACGGAGACGCCCAGCCCAGCCCGCUGGAGCCUGCCUACCUGGCCGGGCUGCCUGUAGAUAGACCCCACCCCACCGCUGUUUCCUGGAGAGAACAUGUUUUUCCUUUCUUUCUUUUUUUUACUUUUAAAAUAAAGGUCCUAUGAUCUGUAAAAAGCCAAUUUGCUUUAAAUAGAAAGUAGUGAUUUACCUCUGCUUUCUAUUCACUCAGGUUCUGUAAAAAUAUGAAUAGAAUUUACAACAUUGACCUUAUGUAAAAAAUUGAAAACGGUUGGAACUAAACAGUCAAAUCAUUCUUCCUUGCUUUUGUGUUUUGUCAGAAAACUGAAAAGUACUCCAUGGUAUGCAUGUAUUUUUUUCCCUUAGGUUAAACUUAACACUGUUAGCCUUAACGGUGCAGCUCCCGCAUGACCUGAAGAGAAUGUGUGGUGUAGGGAGCACAGAGUGGGACGAGUAAAACCUGCACACAAUAUUUAAAUAA